Molecule: messenger RNA, 4679 nt
Organism: Coffea eugenioides
Lineage: Eukaryota; Viridiplantae; Streptophyta; Magnoliopsida; Gentianales; Rubiaceae
Product: probable inactive histone-lysine N-methyltransferase SUVR2
Exons: 17
Coding region: 228-4289 (1353 amino acids)
Cellular component (GO): nucleus
Molecular function (GO): histone methyltransferase activity; zinc ion binding; protein binding
Source: RefSeq, a predicted model, not a curated record
CAGACGCGCCCCGAUUCAUCUACUUUCACGCUCGCUGCUGCUCCGAUCUUCUGCCUCCCAAAAUUUCCCAAUUUCACUCUCUCUUCUAAGUAUGCCCUAUUUCUCCUGUAAUCCCUCCUUUCUCUCUACAGCUCUCUCGCUUGAGUGGCCUGCAAAACUUCAUAUUUGCCACUCUUGGUAAGUUCAACAAUUGGGAAGGCUGCACUUCUAGUUUGCUGGUGUUGGCAAUGCCUCCCAAUCCUAAAGUUGCAAAAGCCUUUCGUGCUAUGCGGGAUCUUGGAAUUUCUGAAGAGAAAGUGAAACCAGUCUUGAAAAAUCUCUUGAAACUGUAUGAUAAAAAUUGGGAUCUUAUUGAAGAGGAAAAUUAUAGAGCUCUUGCUGAUGCUAUAUUUGAUAGUGAUGAAGCAGAGGCUGCAGAAAGGAAGAAGGAGCUUGAGAAUAGCAAACAACAACGAGCUGUGAGGGAACAAGCUCAAGAGCCAGAUGAGCUUGGACGACCUUUGAAAAAGUUGCGCUCAAAUUACCAAGGGCAACCUUCAGAGUGGCACAAUAGCUCUACUCUCUUGGCUGGGACUUCUCUCAUAACCCCCAAAGAUGAGCCAGUUGAACUACCUGAAGUGCAGCCUGAGAAACAGAUGCCACAGAUGGUGAGCACAAAGUUACCGAAUAAUGGAAACAGGAUGAUUGAGUCCCACCAUUUAUCAUGCCGAUCACUAGAGACGAAUAAAGGACAGCAACCUGUUUCACCUAAGCCUUUGACAUUCAGAGAAAGAACUGAUACAUCUCAGCCUGUUAGUAAUAACCAAAGCCAAAUGAAUAUGACAAUUGAAUCAGUUGCUGUUCCCCAUCCACCGAGUCUUGAAAACAGAGGGAAGGAGGCUUUGUCACCCCAUUGUACUUCAGAGAAGAAAAUGUUGGAAUCUGAGAGAUCAUCCCAGGCGGUAUCCCAGGAGAAAACUGUUGGUCGUCAGAUUUUGGUGCAGCCAGAAGAAGAGCCAUUAGCUGGUGAUGCUCCAGUAUAUGAUCUUCGAGAGACAUCCAAAGAGGGAGUUUCUUCAAGGAAAAGCUGUUCAGAAAGAGUACCAAAUGGUUCUGUACCUUUAACAGCAGAACCCCAAGUAGGACAAGAUACGAGUAAUGGUGCUGCUGCAAAGGUCUCGGAUAAAUCAUCUUCUCAGCUGGAGAUUGCUUCGUCAUCCUUGGGAGACGUGAAAAUUUGUUUGAGCUACAAUAUUUCUCCCCAAAGACCUGAUUUUCAUGUGCCUAGUUUAGCUGCGGUAGUUAAGUUGGUCGAGGAAAAGUAUCUCAAAUCGUACAAAAACCUGGACGCAAACUUCUCCCUCAUGAAGCUAAUGGAGGACAUGUGUGCGGGUGUUGUGGAACUAGGUUUUGACUCUUGUAAUAAAUCAGCAGAAACGACUUUAAAAGAUAGUGGAGGAUGGGGGGAAGCGGGAAAGCAGCUAAGAUCUUCUUUUGAUGGGCCUGAUUGUUUGACUAUCUUCAGGGGGAAUUGUUUGUUAAGAUCAUUUAAGAUCUCAGGUUCUUCUCAGCUCUUCUGUGACUUUAAGUUGUUUGAUAUUCAUAUGGAAAGCACUGGAUAUCCUGCUCUAUCUCAGUGUAAAUGCCUCUUUCAUCUUAGCAUUUCAAUCCUUUUUGCUGCUCAUUUGAUGCUUGGGCAUUGGAGAGGCUGCUCUUGUAAUCUGCUGGUGUUAUCAAUGCCGACCAAUCCUAGAGUUGCAAAGGCCUUUCGUGCUAUGCGAGAUCUUGGAAUUGCUGAAGACAAAGUGAAACCGGUCUUGAAAAAUCUCUUGAAGUUGUACGAGAAAAAUUGGGAUUACAUUGAAGCUGAAAAUUAUAGAGUCCUUGCAGAUGCUAUUUUUGAUAAUGAGGAAGCGAUGGUAAAUCAGGCUGCACAAAGUAAGAAGAAGCUUGAGAGUUCUCAAAAAUCAGUAACGGAGGAAGAAGCUCAGGAACAGGGUGAGCCCGCACGACCUUUAAAAAGGUUGCGCUUAAAAUACCAGGGGCAAGCUUCAGAGUCAUGCAAUAAUUCUAAUCGCUUGGCCGGGACACCUCUCAUAAUCCCCAAGGAUGAGCCUGUUGAACUACCUGAAGUUCAUCCCCAGAGACAGUUGCGAAGCAUGGUGGGCUCAACACCAACACACAAUGGACAUAGGAGUAUUGAAUCUCAGCAUCUAUCACGUGAGUUACUUGAUAGAAGUAAAGGAAAGCAACCUGUUUCACCUAAGUCUUUGACAAUCCAAGAAAGAACUCGUACAUCUCAUCAUGUUAUUGCUAAUGAAAGUGAAACAAAUAUCCCAAUGACUGUUGGAUCAGGCACCGUUCCCCAUCAAAUGAGUCUUAGAAACGGGAGGAUGGGGGCUCUCUCACCCCAACCUGCUUCUGUGGAUAAAAGGUCGGAGUCGGAGCGGUUGUCUCAUAAAGUAUCCAAAGAGAAGACUGUUGGUGUUCAGAGCCUGGUUCAGCCUAAAGAAGAGCCAUUCACUUGUGAUACACCAGUAUUUGAUCUUCCUCUUGCUGUUAUCCAUCCAGAGACUUCAAACAGAGGAGACUCUUUAAGGGAAAAUAGUUCAAUAGAAGAACCACACGAUGGCUCUGAACCCCCUUUAAUAUUGGAACAUCCAGGAGGAAAAAGUGUGAGUGAUGGAAUUCCUAGUUUGUCAAGCGAGACCAGAGUGAACUCCCAGCUUUCAACAGUUGCAGAUGGAUCAUCUUCUCAGCUCCAGGUUGCUUCCUCACCCUUGGGAGAGGUGAAAAUCUCUUUGAGCUGCAAAAUUUCUCCUGAAAGACCUGACUUCCACAUGCCUAGUCUAGAUGCAGUAGUAAAGUUGGUGGAGGAUAGAUGUCUCAGAUCAUACAAGUUCUUGGACCCAAACUUCUCUGUCAUGAAACUAAUGAAAGACAUGUGUGAUUGCUUUUUGGAAUUAGGAACCGAGUCUUGUAGUGAAUCAGAAGGAAAUAUGCAAGUGUCACCUAGAAAUGAUGUACUUGAAAGCUUUCCUUCAGGGGAUCCUUUAGUUGGUGAAGGUGUGCAUUUCCAUAUGCCAGAUGGUUUAUAUAAUGCUCAAUCAGAGACUGAGGUUGUUUUCCCCAAAACUUUACAACUUUCUACACCUUGCACUGGGAUACAUGACUGUGCUCAACCUCAUCAAGAAGCUAGUCAGUGUAAUAGAAUUCAUGAGGAUACCGAACAGAAUGAUCUUGAUGACCCGAAUUGUAGGAGCUUGGUGGUUUGUCAGCAACAUGAGUUAACUCCAGAUCAGAUCCGUUAUCUUCAUGAUGUCAUUGACAUAAGUAAGGGGCAAGAGAGAGUGGUGAUUUCGUUAGUCAAUGAAAUAAAUAGUGAAUGCCCGCCAUCCUUUCACUAUAUUCCACAGAAUGCUGUCUUUCAAAAUGCAUAUAUGAACUUCUCUCUUGCCCGUAUUGGAGAUAAUAAUUGUUGUUCUACUUGUUGUGGUGAUUGUCUGUCCUUGUCUACACCUUGUGCAUGUGCACACGAAACUGGUGGUGAAUUUGUAUAUACAGCCGAGGGACUUGUCAAGGAGGAGUUUCUUAACGAGUGUGUUUCUAUGAAUCGUAAACCUGAAAAGCACUGCCAUUACUUCUGCAAGGAAUGCCCAUUGGAAAGAUCCAAAAAUGAGGAUGUCAUAGAACCUUGCAAAGGCCAUUUAGUGAGGAAGUUCAUCAAAGAAUGUUGGUGGAAGUGUGGAUGCUCUAAACAGUGUGGCAAUCGAGUCGUUCAGCGGGGGAUAACUCGCAAUCUGCAGGUGUUUAUGACAGAAGGAAAAGGAUGGGGAUUGCGUACUCUUGAAGACCUGCCAAAAGGUGCAUUUGUUUGUGAAUAUGUGGGUGAAGUUUUAACAAAUGCCGAACUCUUUGAUCGUGUCUCACGGAAUCCAAAGGGCGAAGUGCAUUCCUAUCCUGUUCUACUUGAUGCUGAUUGGGUUUGCGAAGGAGUACUUAAAGACGAAGAAGCUCUUUGUUUAGAUGCUACACAUUAUGGGAAUGUUGCAAGGUUUAUUAAUCACAGAUGUUUUGACUCAAACAUGGUUGAGAUUCCAGUUGAAGUAGAAACUCCUGAUCACCACUAUUAUCAUCUUGCCUUUUUCACCACAAAGAAGGUAAAGGCGAUGGAGGAACUUACAUGGGAUUAUGGUAUUGAUUUUGAUGACGUUGAUCAUCCGGUUAAGGCGUUUCACUGCCAGUGUGGCAGCAAGUACUGCCGGAACAUUAGACGUCCAAGUAGAUCCAGAUCUUCAUUAAGGAGAUGAACAUAUGGUCUUCUCCAUGACCAGUCUUUGAAUUGUGCCUCAAUCUUUAUUGGAAAAUCAUACAGGACAGAUCGGCACCAUCGGCACCGCCUUCAGCACCCAGAAAUUAACCUUGAAAGGAUCCAUGUGACUGGCUAUGUUUUGUAAAUGACCUAGUUUCUUUAAUUUUAUUAGACGUUUGUGGAGACAGUGAUUUUGAGUAGGCUUAUUCCAAUGAGCCAGUUGUACUUGGGAAGACAAAUUCAUGAACGUCUUUCUUUGGUUUUGUUUUGGGGGAGGGAGAUGCGAAUUUUGCCAUGGUUCACUGUCCUGUUCUUGUUGUAAAAAUUGACGUUUAAGUAUUUACCUUGUUGAGUAGCAAAUCUACUGAAUGGUAGUUUUCUGUGCAAA